Molecule: messenger RNA, 639 nt
Organism: Pleurotus ostreatus (oyster mushroom)
Lineage: Eukaryota; Fungi; Basidiomycota; Agaricomycetes; Agaricales; Pleurotaceae
Exons: 3
Coding region: 1-639 (212 amino acids)
Source: RefSeq, a predicted model, not a curated record
AUGCCAACGGACGACCCUUGGGAUCAAGAACCACCGAAUACAGGUCUUGUAGUCACCAGGCCAAGCAAGCAGCCACAGCGUCAGGUCGUCCCAGAUGACUGGGACGACGACGAGGAGGAGGAGGAUGCCCUUCCUGAUCCUGAGCUGAACAAGAAGAUAUGGCACGAGGCAAAUACGAAGGCACCCAUGCCUGAAUUCCUCGUCAAAUCGUCUUCUACGAUCGUUGCACCCCCCGCAUCUGCGUUUCAACCGCAGCUGCGCAUACUCAAGCGACCCUCUGCGACGCCCCCUGCCUCGACCUCUCCAUCGCUAGUCGGAGCACGGGAAACCGUGCAGCAACGCGAGGCGAAAUACAACGCGGCUCGUGAGCGUAUAUUUGGCACCAAUGAGCAGGGACGAGACUCCGAGGGGAGUAGGAAUGCAAGCCUUUCAUCGCUCCAGAGUGCUCCCCCCAGGGAUAGCGUACGACGUAUAGAUCCAACUCAGUCAUCCACUCCACCUCGUACCUCUGUCACCAGGAAUCCGCAAGGCCCUGCUGAUGCUGGUCUCACAAUGACGAAUGCCGACGGGUCACCAGUGCCUCGAGGCUUUGGGCGGCGUAUAGGCGAUAGUAAACCUGUUCCUCAGGCUGGUGAUUGA